Dermacentor andersoni is the source of this 8610-nucleotide messenger RNA. RefSeq names its product unc-119 lipid binding chaperone (gene unc-119). Gene Ontology annotation, cellular component: cilium. Gene Ontology annotation, biological process: cilium assembly; nervous system development; lipoprotein transport. Lineage: Eukaryota; Metazoa; Arthropoda; Arachnida; Ixodida; Ixodidae. Gene Ontology annotation, molecular function: lipid binding. The record is from RefSeq and is a predicted model, not a curated record.
GUCAGAUUGGCCGGGCGCGCAGGCGGCGGCGAUUUAUUUUUCCUCGUUCUCACCUAGGAUGUGGUCGGGCCGGUGAGAGGGGAGCCCGUUGCAGUAGCAAGCGAAACAUCAGCGGCGGAGCGCUGCGGCAGAGCCUGCUCUGUUUUAAGUAUAUAUAACGGCUUAAUUUUUCUUCCGAGCGGCGCGAUGAGUGCGGUGAAGAAUUCGAACGUGCCCAAUCCGCCGAGCUCCAAGAAGCGCAGCGGAGGCUUUCUCCGCCAGGCCAAGUCUCGAAAGGACCACCCGGCCGACUUGGAGCCCAUCACCGAAGAGGAACUCGCCAAAAAGGACUCCAUCUCCCCGGAGGACGUUCUCAGACUACAGAAGAUCACCGAAGGAUACCUCUGCUCCCCUGAUGCCAAUGUCUACGACAUUGACUUCACACGCUUCAAGAUCCGUGACAUGGAGAGUGGCAUGGUGCUGUUUGAAAUCGCAAAGCCGCCGCCGCCGUCUACACCUGAUGGGGACGACGCAGGCGAAGAGCAGCAGCUCGAAGGCGAGUGCCAGGACCCCAACGCAGGACGCUUUGUCCGGUACCAGUUCACUCCACAGUUCCUCAAGCUCAAGACGGUGGGGGCCACAGUGGAGUUCACAGUGGGGAGCAAGCCCGUGAGCAAGUUCCGCAUGAUUGAGCGGCAUUUCUUCCGUGACAAGCUGCUCAAGACAUUUGACUUUGAGUUUGGCUUCUGCAUCCCCAACAGCAAGAACACGUGCGAGCACAUCUACGAGUUCCCCUCCCUCUCCCAGGAGCUGUGUGACGAGAUGAUCGCCAAUCCAUUUGAGACCCGGUCGGACAGCUUCUACUUCGUGGACGACAAGCUGAUCAUGCACAACAAGGCAGACUACGCCUACAACGGGGGUCUCCAGCACCAGUAGAAAGCCCGGUGGCGGCCCUUCUUUCCUCAUUUUCUCCGCUCUGCUGCCAGGUUCACACACCACUUGGCUGGGAUCACCGGGGGCCACACGGUGACACCUGCAUCUCGCCUGCAGACUCCCCGCGCCCCAUCUAGAACACAGCCCGCGCACGCACACACACACAUGUACACACACUCCUCCGCGCCUGCCAUUAGGUCAUCGCCACACGCACACGGCUUUGUUGCCGCACGGGAGGACGGGCUUUCCUCCUUUCUUCUCCAUUUCGUGCCGGAAGCGGCAGCACAGUUGUAGCUGUCGACCAUAAAAAGAUGUGUACAGUCCUCGCACAAAAGCACGUUGGCAUGUCUUGGCUGAGUAGGAGUUUCUAAAGGUGGGCACAGAUCAUUUCUCGUGUUAGCCUGCCGGUCUGCGGCACAUGCCUUCAGGAAAGAAGCUUGAGAUGGGCGGCUGCAGUUGGAAAAAAACUAGAGUUGAUAUUGUGUACGCCAUCUUUUAGUCAAUGCCUCACUUUUCUUUUUCUGGGUCCGUCUUUUGUUUGUUUGUUUGCUUGUCAGCAUGUUUCACAACAGUAUUUUGCGGGGAGCUUCAGAAGAAAAAGAGUUGAGUGAGAAAACUGUUGUCAAGGGGGAGGGACAAAUGGUGGAGAAUAAGAUAUGAGGAGGAAUAAACACCUCCCACAGGGUCACCAAUCAUUUCCCGCAUUUCAUCAAUUGGGCAGUAUUGACAUCUUAAACAUAACGUCACAUGCCAGUGCGACAUGAAAAAUAUACAAUAAGCUGUAUCUGUUAUUGCAAGUUUACUGCAAUGUAGGCAACUUGAAUGCUUCUCUGGGGUGCUAAGCUUUACAUGGUUAGGGUAGGUAUGGUGGGAGGGAGGAUAGCCUUUUUUUUUCUGUACGAGUGGUCUCGUUCAACGCUUGCUGUGUUGAGCCAUGCAUGACCACAUUCACUAGUCUGGUGCUUGCUGGCAGAAGCGCUUGUCCGAAAUGACUGCCAGCUCAAGAUUUAUUUAAGGAGCGUUUGGGGGGUUCUCAAUGGUCCCUGCUAGGCAAGAAGCUUAAAACUCGAGCUCAGCAAGUAUCGAGAGCUAUACGGCACAUGGCGUGCGUUUGCAAAACGAGGGAAUAUUUGUUUCCUUGCGCUUUUCUGGUGCGCCCACAGUUUGAAAAAUGAUUGUAGUGCUGGCAAAUUUCAGUGCUACAGCUUUAACCAGUGGCACAUUUUGUGCAUCAUUUCAGUUUGGUAUAUUAGGGAACUUGAAAUACUUUAUAGCAUUGCUACGCACACUUUCUUUUUGUUUUCAGUACCUGGUUUUCGUGGUGACCUCUUUGAAGUAACAGUGGAGACGAGUGUCCUUCGACGUUCUUUCGCUGUACAGCUAUGUUUAAUGGCUGUGGUCUGCUUUGGAAGCAAACUCAUUACGUAGUGUCACAGAUGCGGUGGUAAUAAUGCAAGCUCAAAAAUCAUCCGAGCGUGGCCAGUUUAACCACAUCACCAUAGUCUUGUUUCUGUUUUGAUUCUGCUAUGCUACUUUCUUUUAUAAGCUUUCCUCGGUUCAGGUAUUGUCAUUAAGGAAGAAAGUGUAACUAACUUUAAAUCAAGUUGUGGUGGGUCACAGAGAUUGCUUUUCACUGUCACAUCAUGUGAGAAAAGAAUGUGGUUUUAUUGCAGUGGACAAGCAUCGCUACAACAAAUGCGAGUACAUAUUGCAAACUCUUGUUUCUCUUUACUGUCAGUUCCGGUGAACAGAAUUGUUCGUGUAACUUACGGGCCCAGUGUGCUGAAGUAGCCGUUGGUGCAAAAUAAGCCAGCUUUUGCAAUAAUAUGAUGAACCAUCACUAUCAAGCAUACAUUUCUGUCUAAUAGGACUUCUCUUACUAUUUCCGCUGCAAGAACUGCUUGUGCUAAUGUCAGAAAAUGCUUCCUACCUCAGUUUGACUAAUAAAUUUGGAGCAAAAUCAGCGUCACCACCUUUCAGCAGAAACACAGGUCACUGAAACAGCGUAAGCAGGGUGAUUUUUGUUAAACUCUUUUUUAAUUUUUCCGAAAGGAGGUUACAGUCUAGCAAUAAAAGACAGUUAUGGCAUAAGAAACAAGCAGCAUGACUGUUUGGUAAUUGGUAUGUUGCUAACACAGAGCAUAAGCAUGGUGUUAAAAGUAGUGCAGGGAUGGAAGAAUUACAAUGUCUGCAAACCAGAAGAGUCAUUGCUAUAGCUGCCAAUAGAGAAUGGUUGGGAACAUACUCUCAGCGGUCGAAGCUACCAUUGAGUCGCACAAAACUGGUGGUUGGAGAUGUAUACAGUCCUCGCACAAGAGCACGUUGGCAUGUGGCACAGGAAGUGUGCACAUGCGCGCAACGUAACGAAAUUGCGUAAAUUCCUUCCUAAUUGUUUAUUUCUCUCCUGUAUUUUGUAUGUGGAUAUCGUUUUGCAUUGUCUUAAAAGAACACCAGCUGCGACACCUGUUCUUCAGUUUUUUUGUCAGCGUUUAUUUAAUUGUCUCAAGUUGUGCUUUUGCUUUUCAUACAAUAAAGUUUUAAGUUGCCGUAAGCUUGGGGCUAUUUUUAUUGCUUAAAAAGAAGGGCGAGCUUUUCGCCUGCUCUCGGCUUCCGCAGGGCUUCACUUCUGUGGAGUGAAAGGCCUGCUCUGGCUUGCCGAGUGAUGCCAUGGUGGUGCGUGACUUGGCAUAUUGUAGGGAAAUACUAUCGCUGCAAAACUUGCGGCACAAACAACCAACUGUUCUAUGUACAUGCGCUCAAGGUGGUAGUCGCUAACAUGACACAGUAUAUGCCAGUAUGCAAUCUCAAGGAAAAACAGAUCUCGUAAAGUAAUAAUAUAUAUGUAGUCUGACAUGACUCAUGGAGCCACGUUUGGCAUAGUUUAAUAGUCUUAAACGAAAGCACUUGAACUGAGGGCAAAUAAUACCUUUUGAAAUGUCAUGUGCAUGCAAAUGAAGCUUUUGCUGCAGACUGCUUUCAUAAACUGCUUUUGAACAAUAUAUGUAUGUGUGUGUUUUUAUGUAGAAAGAAAAGAAGCGAGUUCGAUGCUGGAAAUAGGCACGUAGCCAAAAUUCUUGGGGGGGGGCUAAGGUUGCAUUAUUCUCAUGCUUGGUGCAUAAUAAUACAACUAUUACCUUGGACGACAACUGGCCUGCUUGAAGGCAUGUAGCAUCCUGUAGUUUUCUAGGGCAGGCGUUCGAAGGAUAUGUGCUUUCGGAAAAAUUUGGGGGAGGGGGGGGGUGCUGAAACCCCAUAGCCCCCUUCCCCCCUUGCUACGCCACUGGCUGGGAACCGAUUGUUUAAUAACAUGCAAAGCACUUGCACUUUGCAUUGGUACAUCUGUCGCCAUGCAGGAUUGCCAGGUUCCAAACAUGAAAAGUAGCCUCGAAGUGUCUGAAAGUAGAAAAAAAAAGUGGCAAGUAGCCAGCUCAGCCGUAGGUGACAAAAGAAUCGAGAAAGGUAGCCAGGGUAUACUUAGAAACAUUGAUAUGUGACAGUUGCACUGACCUUGACACUUGGAUGUAACCUGGACUGGUGCCAUAAAUGGCAUUGCAGAGGCACGGACAGAAUCAGUUUCAACAUUGUGGUGUGGUUGGGCUUUGCUCUCUUCAACCCAACUUUCUGCUUUCUUACACAAUGCAAGUACAACUGCUGAAUUUGCAAGUUGUCAGGGUAUGCUAAAUGCGCAGGUCACGCUGAGACAACUGCAUCAUCUGUUGCACAGAGGGUGAGAGAAUGCGCUGUGAGGUGGAUCAAAGAAACUGUGCACACCAUGCUAAAUCUGUAUGCAAGUGAUCUGUGCCUGUUUAUUUGUUGUAGAGGCACUGCGUAGUGGUUUGAGCAGUUUCAAUAGGAGUAAUGGGAGGAAGAUGAUAAUGCCUCGUAAUUUGUGACAAAACUUGGCAGUGUGCAACUGCCUUGCUUUUGUUGCAGCCAUCUCGCUUCCCUCUUGUCAUGAGGUGUUGGAAGGGAUGCAAACGCAGCAUUAAUUUGUGGCAGUUUCAAGUGUCCGUGGGCCUGAUGAUCAGUGACUCCUGAGUAGCCCCCUGUACAAUGGUGUUGAGAUGCACAAGCUUGUGUGAUUAGGCUUAAGUUUGCAUGCUUGGGUCAUGUGUGAUCUGCGUAUGACUUUCAGAGAUGCUCCUCCUCGCACAGCAUUUUGGUGACUGUGCUUCAUUGCUCACAGUUUUGUAGUUUCACACUGCCUCUUAUGGUUUUGUUUGCAGCAGUGCAGAUUGUGUGAUAUUAAAGAGAGAGUGUGGAAGCAAAAUAGGCAGUAUAGUUUGCAUGGCGCAGGACUAAUGCAAGUGGCAGGGUUACCAGAUGUCAAAAUCAAGAAGCAGCCAGACAAGCUUGUUGAUAAGAAUAGUAGCCAAGGAAGUAGCCAAGCUGCAACUGAAUGGUCACCUCAGGCAUUCAUGCUCUGUGCCAGUAAUUGAGGACGCCUUACACCGAUAGCAAAGGAAUGAGGGUGAUACGUACUAACAUUAGCCCUGGAAAGAGAAGUUACAAUUGUAGGGUAGCACUGGGCAUCCUGUUGGUCCAGUGCAAAACAUAAAUGUGUUAUAUAUUGCAAACUAAUGUCUGCCGAAGUACUUGAUGGUGAUUGAUUUUAUGUGGGUUGAGCGAUUGAUUAAUUCAUUUUAAGAAAACUAACCCAGCUAGUAAGCAGCUGAGCCAGUUUGGUGCAAUGUAGCUGAAGCUGGCAACCCUGCCUGUCGUUGUGUGCAGUGUGAUGAAAGUCCAGUGGCAUGCUUUAUUAGUUCAGUUUGCAUCUCCACAGGAUCUUAUCCGUAUUGAUGCACUCCCUGUCAAGAGUUUGAUGAUGAAAUUGCUCUUCCGUGUGUUUUGUCUUAAUGCUUUACAAGCCUGAGAUGUGACCAGAAUGCUUGUUUGUUUGCCUCGCGUUGUACACUUUCCAAGCUGUGCCUUUUUUGAGGCUGCUUCGAUACACUAUCUGUCUCUGUUUAAGAGCAUCAUCUUCAAAUGGUACUUGUAUCAACACUAGAUAUUUUGCUUUAGUCAUGUUUGAGGCAUAAUGCUGAUAAUUUUGCCACACACUGUUGUGUGAUGCACAUUCUACAGUGGUUUUAUAUUAAGCCAUUUAGCCUGUAACAUAACCAACAUUCAGCUAUAGUUUGUCUCAAAGUGUACAUUUUUAAGAUAGAUUGUUUAUGUAUGUAUUAUAAGUGAUGACAAGUCAUUGCACCUACAAUAUUUUGGAUCUAUAUUGUUGCCUUGCCAUUUUCCUAUUCUACAGAGUGCUGCAAUCGCAUGGUGAAAAGGAAAACACUGCAGCGUGAUGGCGAAGUGGGGAGUAAUGCAUUCUCAAUAUUGUGGUUUUGGAAUCCAGGGACAAAUUUAUAUGUGGACAGCCACAGCUUGCGUUGCAGGAUGACAAACGUGAGCAACAAGAUUUGUUGGCACCAGGUAUGCUCACAGCAAAGAUGCAGUACGUCUUGUGACAGUUCUGACCGUACAAGUGUUUAGUCCCCUUCAGCCAGCUAGUCUCGACACAGCGUGAAAUACGGGCUUGGGGAGUCUGGCUUGUGUGACGUCAAUUGGAAAGCAAAAGCACCUACCUCUCUUAUCUCUGCAGUUUUUGCUUUAGAGCAGAUAAGUGCAUCUUCCUGUUUGGAAGGCCUACCCUACCUUCUUGCCCUCCCUUCACUAGCUGCGCCUGUUUCUGAUUAGCUUUGCAAUAUAGGGCAAAAGGACAUGGUGGUGUUACAAUAGCCUCUGCACACGACGUAGACAUGCAAUAGCACUUCAGCCACUGCAGGUAGUUGCUGUUCUUUUUGUUUUAGGUGUGGGGGCUUCACAACUGUGGGCUGAGAAAUUAAGCUGGCAAGUGGGUAAAAUGUACUUGUGGAAUUUGUGGGUGUAGAAUUUGAUCAACGUGAAGCAUUUUGAUCAAUGCAAAGGGAUUUUAACCGUGGCAUUAGACUGCGAGGCAUGACUUGGCACAGGUCAUUGUUGUGUGGAAGUAGUUUCUUUAUUGCCUUGCCCUAUACACGCACAGCUGUUUUAAGAUGCAUAGCACUUGAGGACUGCAUUGUUUUUGUAUAAUGGAUUAGCACCUUGAGUGCUGGCCUUGGAGCACAAGCGUUAUUUCUGCUUGCGCUUUUGCGUUAUGCAGAGGAGGAGAAGCGCUGCUGACAAUGUGUGCCAAUGCGGUAUUUAUGCCUAUUGCUUCUGCCUGUUUUCUUGAAUAUGCAAAUAGUCUAUUAAAUGAAUUGCGAAUCCACAACUGGCUUGUUCUGUACAAUCUACUUUAGCUUUUUUUUCACAAUACAACGACGCACACCCUUGUCCUUGCACUGCUAGUCCACAAUGUACUUGUUCUAAGAUGCCUGUGCUGAAGACCUGAGCGUGGAUAUGUGCACAGUGCAAUGAUGCAAAGAUGAGAGAAAUAUUAGGAGGCUUUAUUUUAGGUUUAGCAAGAUCACAUUCUUUUGUUACAGGUGUUUGUGUCUCGUAAAUAUGUUAUCUAUUUCUAUGACCAUAUUUGCAACUUCUGUUUACAGUUUAUUUUGUUGUCAUUGAGCUCUCUUGGAAUGACAAAGCAAAGUUUUGUAAGUUAUGAUUUGCACAGUGUGCCUUGCUGCAUAGCUGCACACUGCCAAGAUCAGAAGAUGUUUCAGUACUUCCUGUUUCACCAAGGCAGCACUGCUGGCUCUGUUCUGUACAAUGUACUUUGGCUGUUUUUUCACAUUGUCAUGAUGCACACCCUUGUCCAUGCACUGCUGGUUCAUCCUGAGCAGUGCAAGGUGUAGUCAUGGUGACGUGCUUAAAACCCUUCUCACAGAUUAACUGUGUUGAGUACCUUUUGGUACCAGUCACUGCAACUCACCUGUAUGCAUGCAUGGGUUAAAUACUGCUCCGGUAUACACUGCACCUCUUACUGUUGUUGUAGUGCUGCCAGACUGAGACAUUGCUCUUGCAAAGGCUGCUGAAUCAAGAUGGCCAUUGAAAAAGUUGUGUGCACACUUGCUGUCAGAAAUUGUACAGCCUCCCUCCUCAAAAGCACAUGAACCACAUCACAAAGCCCCCAACCCUCUGCAAAACAUUUCUAGCCUCUCCUUUGCUUACCCACUUGCUGAUAUAGUGACUGCUACAUUCACAUGGACUUGGCACACUUUGGGCACCUACGAAAGGCUGUAUGCCAGUCCAUUCGCGAUUUCCCAAGUUGAUGUUUUCAGCUAGAUUUCUCUCGUGGGUGAUUGCAGUUGUCCUAUUUGUCACUUGUCCUCAUGGUAUUAAACGCUGGUCCUUGUUGUGAAUUCAGAAUGCCUGCAAACAAAACUACUGCAUUGAGUGUGGUGCUGGUUGCAUUGUGUUGCUCGCAUACAUGCGCACUUUAGUCAUAAGCUGUACUCAAGCACGGAACACAAACCUCUAUGUGAAGGGGCAAGAGAACAGGAGCAAUGGUUCGUGACCAAUGCUGUCAUUUGGUACAGUGCCUGUGUGGCAUAUUUAAGAGUUUGCUUCUGAGAAUUCACUGAAAGUGUUUCAGUGGUUUCUACCUUUCUACACUGUGAUUGCGACUGUGGAGAUUUGUUGGAGCAAAGCUAAUCAUUCUCGCUGGCAUGUUUACUCUCUACCAUGUUAUAUUACGAGAAUAACCAUUAUAUAUUAUAUACCAUACAUGAAAGCAGCACUGUGAAUAAUGAAUUAAAGGCCUAUGCUUCACCUGAA